AUGUCGGGCUCAUCUGAGGCGCUUUCAGAUGGCUUGCUCCGUGCACGGGCACUUCGUCGAAGACUUCAGCGCGGACAGGAAGUCGUGCAGCGAGAGAAGCCAACGUCAGCUACACUAGCUGUGCACCGAGUGCUCUUCAUCAGUCUGGCACGCCAAACGAAACGGAGGCAGGCCUUUCUGCAACAGCUACAUCGAUUUCCAGAGUUGCUGAGCCGGGUGGAGUGGAUCCGAGCUGUUGAUGGAUCCACCCUUCAGCUGGAUCAGGUGCCAAGGCGCACCGUCAGUCCUCAGGGCAUUCAGGAUGCCGGAACGCCCCACCCCAAAGUGCUGGGCUACAUUCUGACCCGUGGUGCAAUUGGCCUGGCUCUGUCAAUGCACGAAGCCUUUGAACAGAUUGCACUGGACAAGGAGGACGACCACGUGUAUCUUCUCUGUGAGGACGAUGCGAUGUUCGCACCGAGCUUCACCGAGGAGUGGACACGGCUGUUGCAUGCAACCAGCCUUCACGACCCACAGUGGGAGGUGCUUCACGUUGGCUUCCAUGCUGCCUGCACCACCAUCAGGAGCUGCGGAGGGGCUCCGGAGGCAGAGUGCCCCGUCGGCCGACCAGCUGAACUCUUCGGAUGCUACGGCCUGGCGCUACGGCCGGCUGGUGCUAGAGCACUUUGUCGGCACCUCUUCCCCGUGAGCCUGCAGGUGGACACUGAGCUUUCACGGCUGUAUCAGCACUUCGCCAAAGAGGUUGGCUCCGUGGAGGUUCGAGCCCUGAGCCGCCGGCCGGCAGACUUUACCCCACUACGUGCCUAUGCCCCGCGCUGUCCGCAAAACGAGGAAGAGGCACGUCGUGUUUCCUGGCCGGGGCCUCUCAUCGUGGCGCCUGGCUCCACCGCAGAGAACACAGAUAUCCAGGUUCUGAGCAUCCACAACCAUGCAAAGCAGUACAAGAUGUAA
Molecule: messenger RNA, 951 nt
Organism: Symbiodinium sp. CCMP2456
Lineage: Eukaryota; Dinophyceae; Suessiales; Symbiodiniaceae
Source: the annotation of a GenBank genome assembly